AUGGCGACAGGUGGGGACCCAGAGGAGGAGCAGGUAGUCCCAAGUGAAGAGGAUGAAGCCGACGUGCGGGCUGUGCAGGCCCGGUACCUCCGGAGUCCCUCCCCCAGCCAGUACUCACUGGUCUCAGACGCAGAAACAGAAAGCAUUUUCAUGGAUCCCAUUCACCUCUCCUCAGCCGUCGCAGCUAAACAGAUCAUCAAUGAAGAACUCAAGCCUCGGGGGAUCAGAGCCGAGGCAGAGUGUCCAGGCAUGCUGGAGUCUGCCGAGCAGCUGCUGGUGGAGGACCUGUACAACCGCGUCAGGGAGAAGAUGGAUGACACCAGCCUGUACAAUACCCCCUGCGUCCUGGACCUACAGCGGGCCUUGGUCCAAGACCGCCAAGAGACCCCCUGGAACGAGGUGGAUGAGGUCUGGCCCAACGUCUUCAUAGCAGAGAAGACUGUGGCUGUGAACAAGGGGAGGCUGAAGAGGCUGGGAAUUACCCACAUCCUGAAUGCUGCUCAUGGCACUGGUGUCUACACUGGGCCUGAAUUCUAUGCUGGCAUGGAGAUCCAGUACCUGGGUGUUGAGGUGGAUGACUUCCCCGAGGUGGACAUCUCCCAGCAUUUCCGGAAGGCUGCCGAGUUCCUCGAUGAAGCCCUGCUGACCUACAGAGGGAGAGUCCUGGUCAGUAGCGAAAUGGGCAUCAGCCGGUCGGCAGUGCUGGUGGUGGCCUACCUGAUGAUCUUCCACGACAUGGCCAUCCUGGAGGCCUUGAUGACUGUGCGCAAGAAGCGGGCCAUCCACCCCAACGACGGCUUCCUGAAGCAGCUCCGGGAGCUCAACGAGAAGUUGAUGGAAGAGAGAGAAGAGGACUGUGGCCAGGAGGGUGGUGCAGAUGAGGGUGAGGAUGUGGGGAGCACUGUUGGGGCCAGAGUGCAUGCCCUCACAGUGGAGGAGGAGGAUGACACCACCAGCCACCUGAGUGGCUCCUCCUUGGGGAAGGCCAGCCGGGCCUCUAAGCCUCUCACCCUCAUUGAUGAAGAUGAGGAGGAGAAACUAUAUGAGGAGUGGAAGAAGAGGCAGGGCCUCCCCACAGGCAAGGUCCCCCAGGGUGACGACGGCAGGUGCUCAGCCUCCUCUGGCCAGGGCAGGGAGGAGCCCGAGGAUGAAGACGUGGAGAGGAUCAUUCGGGAGUGGCAGAGCCGAAAUGAGAGGUACGAGGCAGAAGGGCACCGGAGCUGGAGUAGGGAGGAGGACGAGGAGGAGGGGGGCAAUGCUGGCUCCUUUGUGGGGAGAAGACGGAGGCACACCCUGAGCGAGAGCAGCACCUCAGAGAGUGUAACCAGCCAUGACAUACGUGUCCUGAAGCAGCAGUUGGAGAUGAGCAGCCAGAACCGAGGUGGGAGACGCCGCUCCGACUCUGUGUCCACGGAGAGCACCUGGGACAUGUGGAACCAGAGGCUGCUGGAGAUUGAGAAGGAAGCUUCGCGGAGAUAUCACUCCAGGAACAAGAGGGAGGAGGUGGACACAAGCUCAGAGGCGGGGAGCAGGGUGCGAGAGGAUGACGAGGAGAGUGUGUCCUCUGAGGCCAGCUCCUUCUAUAACUUCUGCAGCAGGAACAAGGACAAACUCACUGCCCUAGAAAGAUGGAAGAUCAAGAGAAUCCAAUUUGGAUUUCACAAGAAAGACUUGGAGACAGGAGACAGCAGCAGUGAGCAAGGUGCAGAGGAGGCAGAAGGGGAGAAGAAGAGCCUCUCUGAUGUCAACCUUUCGGCCUACCAGGCCUGGAAGCUGAAACACCAGAAGAAGGUGGGCAGCGAGAACAAGGAGGAGGUGGUGGAGCUCAGCAAGGGAGAGGACAUGGCCUCAGCCAAGAAGAGGCAACGAAGGCUGGAGCUGCUGGAGAGAAGCAAGCAGACGCUGGAGGAGAGCCAGUCCAUGGGAAGCUGGGAGGCGGACAGCUCAGCUGCCAGCAGGAGCAUCCCCCUGUCUGCGUUCUGGUCUGCAGCCCCCUCAGUCAGUGCUGAUGGGGACACAGCAUCAGUACUCAGCGCCCAGAGCCACAGCUCCCACCCAUCUCAGGCUGUAAGCAACAUGGGGGGAUGCUUGGCUUCCAACCCCACGCCACUGCCUAACCUGCCAGUGGGGCCUGGAAACACCAUUUCCAUUGCCAGUAUCCAGAACUGGAUUGCUAAUGUAGUCAGCGAAACUCUCACCCAGAAGCAAAAUGAAAUGCUGUUGUCGUCCCGCUCACCAUCCAUUGCAAGCAUGAGGGUGGCACCAGCAGCUAGCUGCCUGGGGGAUGACCAAGUCUCCAUGCUCAGUGGACAGAGUGGCUCCUCCCUGGGCGGCUGCCUGCUGCCUCAAAGCCAGCCGAGACCCAGCUCUGACACGCCCUCUGUGCUGUCCUCCCACACUAUGCUGAGCUCGAGGGCCGAAGGUACUGGGAGCAAAGUAAAGGGGACCAGCAAGCCUAUCUAUAGCCUCUUUGCUGACAAUAUUGACCUAAAGGAACUUGGCCGGAAGGAGAGGGAGAUGCAGAUGGAGUUGAGGGAGAAGAUGUCUGAGUACAAAAUGGAGAAGCUGGCCUCUGACAACAAACGCAGCUCCCUUUUCAAGAAGAAGAAGGUCAAGGAAGAUGAGGAUGAUGAUGUGGGUGAUAGGGAUGAGGACACUGACAGUGCCAUAGGGAGCUUCCGCUAUUCUUCCCGCAGUAAUUCCCAAAAACCUGAAGCGGACACCUCCUCCUCCCUGGCCGUCUCUGAUGGCUAUGGAAGUGGCAGCAGAGCUGGCAAGGAGAUGGAUAGCAGUAUUAAUAAGUGGCUCAGUGGGCUCAGGACAGAGGAAAAAUCUCCUCCCCAAAGCGACUGGUCUGGAAGCUCCAGGGGGAAGUACACUAGAUCUUCCCUGCUCCGGGAGACAGAGUCUAAAUCCUCCAGUUACAAGUUCUCCAAAUCCCAGUCAGAGGAACAGGACACCGCCUCCUACCAUGAGGCCAAUGGCGGCUCUGUCAGAAGCACGUCACGGUUCUCUUCUUCCUCCACCAGGGAGGGCAAAGAGAUGCACAAGUUCUCCAGGUCGAUGUUCAGUGAAACCUCAAGCUCCCGCGAGGAAAGCCCAGAGCCCUACUUCUUCCGCCGGACCCCUGAGCCCUCCGAAGGGGGAGAGUCCCCGGAACCACGACGUCCAAACUGGGCCAGGCCCAGGGACUGGGAAGACGUGGAAGAGUCAUCCAGGUCAGACUUUGCUGAAUUUGGAGCCAAGAGGAAAUUCACCCAGAGCUUCACGAGGUCUGAAGAGGAGGGAGAGAAAGAGAGGACAGAAAACAGAGAAGAAGGGAGGUUUGCUUCAGGGCGGCGGUCCCAGUAUCGGAGAAGCACUGACAGAGAGGAAGAGGAAGAAAUGGAUGAUGAAGCCAUCAUUGCUGCCUGGAGGCGCCGGCAGGAAGAAACCAGGACUAAGCUGCAGAGGAGGAGGGAGGAUUAAGCUGGGCCAGGUGGGCCUGGGAGAGACUGAGAACACAGGAAGAAGCCAUACAGCUUAGCACAGGGCUCAGGGCACACAUUGCCACCGCCCAUCGAGGACAGGGACGUGGAGAGAAUCAUCCAGAGGGGCAGAGCCGAAAUGAGAGGUAGCAGGUAGCAGGGCACUGGAAGUAGGGUAAGGAGG
Diceros bicornis minor is the source of this 3651-nucleotide messenger RNA. RefSeq names its product serine/threonine/tyrosine interacting like 2 (gene STYXL2). Bases 1 to 3468 code for a protein of 1155 amino acids. Lineage: Eukaryota; Metazoa; Chordata; Mammalia; Perissodactyla; Rhinocerotidae. Gene Ontology annotation, biological process: negative regulation of MAPK cascade; protein dephosphorylation. The record is from RefSeq and is a predicted model, not a curated record. Gene Ontology annotation, cellular component: cytoplasm. Gene Ontology annotation, molecular function: MAP kinase phosphatase activity; protein tyrosine/serine/threonine phosphatase activity. The transcript is spliced from 5 exons.